Messenger RNA from Oncorhynchus gorbuscha (pink salmon), 2563 nucleotides. Its product is annotated as G-protein coupled receptor 4-like. Bases 151 to 1203 code for a protein of 350 amino acids. Gene Ontology annotation, biological process: G protein-coupled receptor signaling pathway. Gene Ontology annotation, cellular component: membrane. Gene Ontology annotation, molecular function: G protein-coupled receptor activity. The record is from RefSeq and is a predicted model, not a curated record. NCBI's taxonomy places the organism in Eukaryota, Metazoa, Chordata, Actinopteri, Salmoniformes, Salmonidae. The transcript has 2 exons.
AUGGCAUUACUUCACAUCCUGUACAAAGACACACUGUUGGCAUAUCGUUUGGUACUGACUAUUCAACUCACACUCUCUCUAAUGAAGUUUCCCAAUAAGACGUUCUGAUAUUGUUGGAAAAGUGCAGCGAAUACAGGAUUUCAGGACAUCAUGGACAUGACUCCCACCCCCAGCUCUGGUAAUAGUAACCUGAAUGAAGCCAACAAUUGUGGAGUGGACCUCAGCCAAGAUGCCAUCUACCUUCCUGUAAUCUACAGUAUCUUCUUCAUCAUUGGCACUCCCCUCAAUCUGAUGGCCCUGUUCGGGCUCUAUCGUCUGAUCAAGUCUGAAAACGUCUUACCGGUGUACGUGAUCAACCUGCUCCUUUCGGAUCUCCUCCAACUGUUCACUGUACCUCUAUGGAUUGACUACUAUCGCAGGGGUCACAGCUGGCGAUUCGGGUCCACUUCCUGCCAGUUAUUGGGGGCCAGUUUCUACGUCAGCAUUUACACCGGCAUUGCCUUCAUGUGCAUCAUCGCUUUGGAGCGCUACUUGGCCAUCGCCAAGCCUCUGAGAUUCCAAGCAUUGAGAAAGCUGAAGUUUGCACGAUGGAUAGCCCUUAGCAUAUGGGUCGUGGUAGCCGUGCCUCCAUCCAUCGUCUUGCGUAAAAUGCAACCCAACGACAAUCACACCCUGUGUAUCGAGAGCUACCCUUCCAAGGAGGGGUUCAUCAUCUACCGAUUGAUCACCUUAUCCCUGUCCUUCAUCAUCCCUCUCGCCUUCAUCGUGAUCCUCCACCGGAAGACCCUGAGGUCUUUGUCGGCCAUUGGUACCUUGGGAACGGAAGAGAAGCACCGCAUCAGGGGGCUUCUCAUUCUGCUGAUGGUCAUCUUCAUCCUGGUCCUCGGCCCCUACCACAUCACAGGAUGUGUGAAGUACAUUGGAUUGCUUCUCCACGGUGACGCCUGUGAGUGGGAGAAGGCAGUGUUUGUGCCCUACCAGCUGGGCAGGGGUUUGCUGAGCCUCAACAGUGUGCUGGACCCUAUACUUUAUACGUUCCUGAGGAGUGACUUCAGGGCAGCUGCGGGCCAUUACCUGCCCUGCCUGAAGAGAAUGCAGGAGUCUGUAUGCAGGACUGUGAGUCAUCAGAGGACCACCACUAAGACCCCUAGUACUCACUCAGAUCACUCUGAUUCUAUCCAAACCCAAACCAGACAUUUGUAACAUACCUGUACAGGAUGUACAGUACCUAGCUAGAUGUUAUCUGCUUGUAUUAUAAUGUAAUAACCAGAUCUCAAAAAACCAUCACCAGGACCACUAUUAUCCUUGAAGACCCCACAGAGAUACCCUGAUUCAACCUGUGAUGAACAUUAAUACUGAAUAUUAUUAAUAAAUGCUGCAGAACAAAGGUUAUACUGUGGGAAAGGAAAAUCUCUAAGGUAUACAUAUAUUUCGUAUUAUUAUUAUUAUUUUUUACAAAAACUGUUUGUUUCUUUAAACAGUGCCGGUGGGUUUUGGAAAGUACAUUCUUGAUUGAGACAGACGUGAUUUGCCUCAUAUUGCCACAGCCAGGAAGUUGCCAGAGUUGGGAUUUCAUGUGGCAGGCAGCUGGUCUCGCAGAAGGACUGGUGUCCUCAUAAUAAAUUCACAUUUCCUCUUUCAAGCACCAAACAAUUUCACAAAAAGGAACUUGCCUAGAAACAGAUCUUGUUCCAAAUCAAUUGGAAGUUGUUUUACAAACUUGUUUUACAACUUUGUUUAAACAAACUUACAAACUAGGCCUGAAACAUAUAAGAUAAACUGCGGAAGGACUGAACAUAGUUGUAAUCCUUGGUUGUCCACAAUAGUGUAUAUUUGACACUGGGGAGAAAAAGAAUGUAGUACUUUGAUGAUUUAGAGUUGCCUCUGGCAACUGAAAGGGAUGGUUGGACGAGACUGUUCUACCUGUUUAUAAAUAGCAUCGUACCCAACUGAAAGGGAUGGUUGGACGAGACUGUUCUACCUGUUUAUAAAUAGCAUCGUACCCAACUGAAAGGGAUGGUUGGACGAGACUGUUCUACCUGUUUAUAAAUAGCAUCGUACCCAACUGAAAGGGAUGGUUGGACGAGACUGUUCUACCUGUUUAUAAAUAGCAUCGUACCCAACUGAAAUGGAUGGUUGGACGAGACUGUUCUACCUGUUUAUAAAUAGCAUCGUACCCAACUGAAAGGGGUGGUUGGACGAGACUGUUCUACCUGUUUAUAAAUAGCAUCGUACCCAACUGAAAUGGAUGGUUGAACGAGACUGUUCUACCUGUUUAUAAAUAGCAUCGUACCCAACUGAAAUGGAUGGUUGGACGAGACUGUUCUACCUGUUUAUAAAUAGCAUCGUACCCAACUGAAAGGGAUGGUUGAACGAGACUGUUCUACCUGUUUAUAAAUAGCAUCGUACCCAACUGAAAUGGAUGGAUGGACGAGACUAUUCUACCUGUUUAUAAAUAGCUUGUUUUUGAUUAACGCUGUGUGUGACCGAGUAACAAAUUGUGUAUUUUGAAGUGUGUUUGAUUGUAAAAAGAAAAAAAAAACAGAGUGUUUUCAAAAAUGAA